CUGAAGAGUUACACUCUCCUCUCUUAUUAACGCCACUACCAAGAGAGAAAGAAAUCAAAAACUGUUCCCUUCGGUGGUAACUCUAAACACUGUCUCAGUCAGAGCGAGAGAGAAAUUUGUUUGCUGAAUCAAUGUCGGCCUCCAAAACUCCAUCUUCUUCUAGCAAGAGGGGCUUUGAAAAGCGCGGGAGUUGGAAGAGAACUACCAUGUUAAAUUCUGCACGGAUAAUUCUGUGGUGACCUGACUGGAUAGACUGUGAGACCAGCGAUGACCCAGGGUUCAGUUGAUAUCUAUGCUGCACAAUGCAAACUUUGCAUGAAAUGGAGAGUGAUUGAUACGCAGGAGGAGUUUGAAGAGAUUCGUCAUAAGAUCAUCCGAGACCCUUUUGAUUGUAGCAAAAAGGCUAAUCGUAGCUGUGAUGAUCCUGCUGAUAUCGAAUAUGAUUCUUCUCGGACAUGGGUCAUUGACAAGCCUAACAUUCCAAAGACUCCACAAGGUUUCAAGAAAAUCUUGGUGCUUAGAAAGGAUUACUCUAAAUUGGAUUCUUACUACAUCACACCUACAGGUAAAAAACUGAGAACCCGCAAUGAGAUAGCAGCAUAUCUUAAAGACCAUCCACAACCCAGUGGUGUAUCUGCUGCGGAUUUUGAUUUUUCAUCCCCAAAGAUUAUGCAAGACACCAUCCCAGAAUUUAUUGAGCAACAGAAGGAUUCUGCAAACAAAAAAGCUAAGAUAGCUAAAGAUGAAGUUUGAGGAAUGUUAUCACAAGGUUGCUGCAUGCUGUUGUUGUUGAUGCUAAUUAUGGUUGGUUUGUCUGUAAUAUAUUAUUUCUAGAUAUUGUGUUAGGGAACACCAAUUCAGUGGUAUUGAAACAAAUUUAAUUUUAGUUCUGGUGUUCCAUUGUAACCUAAACAGAUAUUUGCAGGCUCUAUAUGUUGACUGAUCAGAACACCCAAAAUAUAUUUUCUAUUCUUCUAUGCAACUCAAUCAAUUUGCGUCACA
Molecule: messenger RNA, 1002 nt
Organism: Medicago truncatula (barrel medic)
Lineage: Eukaryota; Viridiplantae; Streptophyta; Magnoliopsida; Fabales; Fabaceae
Product: methyl-CpG-binding domain-containing protein 4
Exons: 3
Coding region: 268-753 (161 amino acids)
Molecular function (GO): thymidine kinase activity; zinc ion binding; ATP binding
Source: RefSeq, a predicted model, not a curated record